Messenger RNA from Arabis nemorensis, 642 nucleotides. The record is from the annotation of a GenBank genome assembly. NCBI's taxonomy places the organism in Eukaryota, Viridiplantae, Streptophyta, Magnoliopsida, Brassicales, Brassicaceae.
AUGAAAAAUGGAUCAGGGAAUACGAACACGAAGCUAAUCCUUGUUCAUCCUUGCAUCCAAAAACAAACAAGCACGACUCGUUUAUGGCUUCUUGCUUUUGUCUCUUUCUUAACCAUCGUUUUUCUCCUCACUCUCCUCUACACUAGAGACACUAUCCCUUCCAAAAAUACCUCCGUUGCUGCCGCCGUAGCCGCCGUCGUCACNGGAGGAUCAUCAUCNCCGACGAUGAUCUCUCACCCCAACUCCAANCUACCAACAAGUGNCAUCAACGCAUUGCUUCACUACGCUUCAAGAUCCAACGACAGUUUCCACAUGUCAUACGGAGAGAUGAAAUCAAUCUCCGACUUCCUCCGACGUUGCGCUCCGCCAUGUAAUCUCCUCGUCUUCGGACUCACACACGAAACCCUCCUUUGGAAAUCGCUAAACCACAAGGGCCGCACGGUCUUCGUCGAGGAGAACCGAUACUACGCGGCUUACUACGAAGAAAUCCACCCGGAGAUAGACGUUUUCGACGUUCAAUACACGACCAAAGCUCAAGAAGCCAGAGAGCUCGUUGCGGCCGCGAAAGAAGCGGCUGGAAACGAGUGUCGUCCAGUGCAGAAUCUCCUCUUCUCCGAUUGCAAAUUAGGUUUACGAUCUUGA